Phycomyces blakesleeanus NRRL 1555(-) is the source of this 654-nucleotide messenger RNA. RefSeq lists its product as hypothetical. The coding region runs from base 1 to 654 and encodes 217 amino acids. The record is from RefSeq and is a predicted model, not a curated record. NCBI's taxonomy places the organism in Eukaryota, Fungi, Mucoromycota, Mucoromycetes, Mucorales, Phycomycetaceae. The transcript has a single exon.
AUGUACAAGUUGUGCCAGGAAGAAGAGCAUAGACGGACAGAACCACCUCUCAGACGGCAGCUCUUGGUCCGAAACCUUCUUUUACAUUCACUCAUUGCUCCCGAACAACCAAACAAAGAACAGGUCUGGCUCGAUGCUUGUUUCGACGAGCUGGAUUGGAUCGAGGAUGAUGGUUACUAUCCAAACCACCCGGAGACUAUGAUUGAGAAUAACGAUAACGACGAUAUCCAAGCCUCUUUUGAAUACUCUUCUCAGCCUCCUCUGCCCCCUCCUCUUUCUCCUUAUUCUCCCUUUAUUACAGCGCCUACAGAAACAACAGAAGCAACAGAAGCAACAAGAGACGACUAUAUGAAUAGGUCUCAGCAGCACCAUAACCACCUUAACCAUCAUCUUAAUUUCAAUAAUCAUCAUCUUAAUCAUUUUAACCUUGAGAAUCUCCAGAAGUUUAAUAAUAACCGCACCAACACCAACAACAAUAACACCAAAACAAGCAGUGGUGGUGGAGGUGGUGGAGGAGGAGGAGAUCAUCGGUUUGUGCUUGCCUUACCUAUCGAAUACCUUCCUCCCAUAAUCACAGGUCUGUCUGACCUAACAUUUGGUCAAAAGGAAAUCAACCCCCCCUCACCCCACGCACACAUACAGAGAGAUAACUAG